This is a messenger RNA of Maniola jurtina (meadow brown), 2835 nucleotides long. RefSeq names its product zinc finger protein 271-like. Gene Ontology annotation, biological process: regulation of transcription by RNA polymerase II. The coding region runs from base 182 to 2479 and encodes 765 amino acids. Gene Ontology annotation, molecular function: zinc ion binding; RNA polymerase II cis-regulatory region sequence-specific DNA binding; DNA-binding transcription factor activity, RNA polymerase II-specific. The record is from RefSeq and is a predicted model, not a curated record. Lineage: Eukaryota; Metazoa; Arthropoda; Insecta; Lepidoptera; Nymphalidae. The transcript is spliced from 7 exons. Gene Ontology annotation, cellular component: PcG protein complex; transcription regulator complex; nucleus.
UAUAGUUUCCCUAACUUGUACAUUAACGACAAACUACAAACUUGACAUUGGCUAAUCAGUGUAAAGCCACUAGACGAGAGAAAUAAAAAACUCAUUACCGAAGCCAUAGUGUUUACAUACCUACUCUUUGAUCAAAGCCAAUCUUGAAUCGAAGCAGAAAAUAAGCUUUAAAAGUUUAAAAAUGCAAUGUUGUGUGCCUUUCUGCAAAAAUACUUCGGACAAUGUGUCCUCAUCACACGGGGAGGGGAAGGCGAUUAGCUUUCAUGGUUUCCCCAGUGAAGUGCAUCUCCGUGCUGAGUGGCUCCGAGCCCUCGGCAAGCAAGACACUCAGCCACCAGACUCUGCUGUGGUCUGCUCGCAGCAUUUCCUGAAUGACGACAUUUAUGAAACAGAAAGUGGCGUAAGGCAAAUUAGUACUGGUGCUAUUCCUGUAACAGUGCAGGUUUGCAUGAUCUGCCUAGACACUGACAGCAAGCUGUUCCUACUGAGCCAACUCAAACUGGAAGGAGCAUAUGAGAAGUUAACGGGACAUGCUUUGUGUGCUCAAGGAAACCUGAAACAAACACUUUGCAUACAAUGUGCUCAGAGAUUGAUAAGCUUUAGUAGAUUCAGAGACAAGAGCUUGAGAGCGCGUGCACUGAUGAUGGACUUAGUUGACAAACAUGAAUUAAUAACAAGACAACAUAUACAAAUGAUAAACCGCACAAAACUCCAACUGAAGAGUGAUUUGGUGUUGACAACACUAGGACCUGACCACUGUGACUUACACAUACUGGAACACCCCUCGGAAGACAAACAGACAGAAUUAGAGGAAACUGGACUCAGAGUUGCAGUGAAAGCUGAAGGAAGUGGGGAUGAUGAAGAGACUAUGUGUGUUGAUGAAGAUAUGGCAAUGAAGAGUGAAGAUGACAGGGAUAUCCAGGGUUUUGUUCGGGAUCCGUUAGAAUACGAAGGUUGUCCCUUGCAAUGUACACUUUGUUUGGAGGAAUUUGUCCAUGAACAUGCAUACAUGCAACAUGUGAGCAUGCAUCUCUGGAGCGGCGAGGCUGAGGCUGAGGGCGAGGCUGAGGGACAAUGCGGCACGUCACAGCGCGAGGCACACUCGUGGCGCGUCGCCGAGAGCAGGCGCGCCUGCGCACGCGCCGCGAGCGACGAGCGCAGUGAGCCGGCCACCGCGGAAGCCGAUACAGGCCACAGCUGCGGGCACAGAGGACUAACAGAUUGUUUUGUCAAACUGUACGACAUCUUCCCGAGACGAGACGGCUCGCCGACGAUGACACAGGAAGCUGUUACACAUAUCAGUCAUCGGGCGGCGAGUCCGAAUGGAGGCCCCACUACGGAAUAUGCAGUCCCCGGUGAAGAGAAGCUUACCGUGUCACAACCUGCGUACAUUUGUGACUCUUGUCAAAGAGUGUUCAAACGAAAAAGUCUGCUAGCAAAACACGUUCAGACUCACGCGCCACUGAAUACAUUUACUUGCAAGAUUUGCCAAUACGAAGCUAACGAUACAAAUCAUUUAAUUGUGCACAUGAGAACUCACACUGGUGAUCAACCAUUUAGUUGUGAAUUAUGUAAAUAUGAAUGUAACGGAAAUAGUGAUUUAGUUAAGCACAUGAGAACUCACACUGGUGAAAAACCAUAUCGUUGUAAAUUAUGUGCAUAUAAAUGUAACCGAAGUAAUGAUUUAGCGAGGCACAUGAGAACUCACACUGGUGAAAAACCAUAUCGUUGUAAAUUAUGCAAAUAUAAAUGUAAACGAAGUGAUGCUUUAGUGGUGCACAUGAGAACUCACACUGGUGAAAAACCAUAUUGUUGUGAAUUAUGCAAGAGUAAGUUCGUAUCAAAAUGUAAUUUAGUGUUGCACAUGAGAACUCACACUGGUGAAAAACCAUAUUUUUGUGAGUUAUGCAAGAGUAAGUUCGUAUCAAAACGUAAUUUAGUGUUGCACAUGAGAACUCACACUGGUGAAAAACCAUUUUGUUGUGAGUUAUGCAAGAGUAAGUUCAUAUCAAAACGUAAUAUAGUGUUGCACAUGAGAACUCACACUGGUGAAAAACCAUUUUGUUGUAAAUUAUGCAACUAUAAAAGCUCCCAAAAGAGUCCGUUAGUGGUGCACAUAAGAACUCACACUGGUGAAAAACCAUUUAGUUGUGAAAUAUGUAAAUAUAAAUGUAACCGAAAUAGUGAUUUAGUUCAGCACAUGAGAACUCACACUGGUGAAAAACCAUUUUGUUGUGAGUUAUGCAAGAGUAAGUUCAUAUCAAAACGUAAUUUAGUGUUGCACAUGAGAACUCACACUGCUGAAAAACCAUUUUGUUGUGAGUUAUGCAAGAGUAAGUUCAUAUCAAAACGUAAUUUAGUGUUGCACAUGAGAACUCACACUGGUGAAAAACCAUAUUGUUGUGAGUUAUGCAACUAUAAAAGCUCCCAAAAGAGGCGAUUAGUGGUGCACAUGAGAACUCACACUGGUGAAAAGUGAAAACUCAUAUAAUUGUGAGUAAUGCAAGAUUAAGUUCGUAUCGAAACGUAAUUUAGUGUCCCACAUGAGAACUCACACUGGUGAAAAACCAUAUUGUUGUAAAUUAUGCGAAUAUAAAAGCUCCCAAAAGAUUCACGAUUCUGUACUUAUACUAUGCUAUACUAGCGUGUAGUAUAUUACACUAACACUGAUUCACAAAAGAAGAAAUGAAAUGAUGCUGAGAUCGCAACCUGGAAAGGCCCGCGCCGCCGCCGCUCUUUACUCGCCGUAUACUUGGCAACGCUCUGAUGGGGCUUCGUGUUGUAAUAUUAUGAUUUUUUUAUUCUGUAAGACAUGAAUUCAAAUAAAGAAUAAAG